Messenger RNA from Cinara cedri, 16633 nucleotides. The record is from the annotation of a GenBank genome assembly. Lineage: Eukaryota; Metazoa; Arthropoda; Insecta; Hemiptera; Aphididae.
AUGAUCAAUUUUACACGAUUUUUUUUAUUAAAUUGUAUGCUACUCGUAAGUACUCAUUAAUCAUUACAUAUUAUUAAUAUAAAUUAGAAUAAUUUAGAAAUACGCAAAAAUAACGAUCGAUUAUAUUUGUUUAUAGUUAUCUCAAAAAGUGUUCAGUGCUCCUCUGAAUGGUAAGCAAGUAUAUAGUACUUAAAUAAAUGAUUCUCCGCUUCGUAUUUUUUUUUUCAACAACAAAAAUAACAAAUGUUUAGCCAGUAAGAAUAUAUAAUAAUAUGGUUUGUGUUAUUCUUGUAUAUUAACCGCAAAUGAAUUUAUCUAAAUAUUGAAGACAAAAUUCUAGACAUAAAUACAUCAUUUCUGAAGUAUAGUUUACAACAGAUUUGAUGAAAACACCAGAUAUUUUAGUUCAAGUUGUUUUAUUUUGAUCACUUUGACCAGGAAGAUUUUGUCACUAAGUAGUCAUGAUGGUAUGAGACUACAAUAUUAUCACAUUAGUUCGAACAUUCAAAUGUUGGGGGUAUGGUUAAUUUAACAAACGUCCACAGAUUUUUUUUCAGGGGAGGGGAUGUCAACGGUAAUUUAAAAAACAAAUUAUGAAUUUCAGUCACCAUCACAUUUUCAAUGUUAUCAUACAGUUCAAACGCAAUUAAAAACUUACAAAAUUUAGUCUUCUUGUCCUCAUCAAGAGACCCAUAAUUGAUUUUAUACCAGCAAUAAACGUCAAAUCGUAUAAUGGGGAAUAUUCAGCUAUGUAAUGCUUACUUAGCCUUAUUUAUUAUUUUUUUGUUAACUUACAUAAUAUUAAUAUUUAUUUACAAUAUAAUAAAUCGCAACGUUUAUAACUAUAUAGACGGAGAGACGGUUUCAGAAAAAAAAGUUAACCUAGAUUCGUCGACCAUAACCAAUAUAACGACUGGUAAGCAUUCCAAAUGUAUUAUUCGAAACAUUAUAGAUAGUUGUCAAUUAUAUAAAAUAAUUUGUCCUGUAAUACAAUGUAUAAUAUUAAUACAUUAAUGUAUAUCUACUGUGUAAUAUUAAAUUUCAUGACCUGACAUGGUUUUUUUAACGUAGGUACACAUUAAAAUAAUGUUACCUAUGAUUUUUUUAAUACAGAAGAGAAAAUUGAUAGACCCACUGAAGAUGAUGAUACUAAAAACACAAAAAAUAUGAUGAGCCCGUCAUCAUUGAGACUAUCAAAAAGUAAAUUAAUAUAAAUUUAUAUCAAUACAUAAAUACUAAUGGAUAUUUGUUUGUACCAAAACCAGUGAUUUUUUGCAAUGUUUUAUUUGCAAUUUUAAAUUCCGAGCAUAGAAAGGUCAGUUUUUGAGUUUUCAAGCGGGUUUAGUAAUAAUAUUGGAAAAAACCGAAAAAAAAUUUACGGAAACUGGAAAAUGUACAUUUAUAUGUAAGAGAAAAUUUGUUCCGAAACGUAUUUCGUUAGCCAUCGUUGCGUACAGAUAAAAAUUAUUUUGCCUCUAUACCCUAACUUGGCCCAACCGCUGUGUGAAAUAUGUCCAUCUUUUUAAACGAUGUUAUUUAUUUUAUUAUAAUAUAAUUUUAAGAUUAAAUUGAUGGAGUAGAAUAAAAUUACACAAACUAAAUAUACAAAUAAAUCUCGUCAGUUUGUUUUAGACAACUUAAUAUUCAUUGGUAUUAAAACUUUCAAAAAAGUAUUCCUUGACACAAAAUAAUAUAUAAAAAUUAAGCCAAAGCUAAAACUGAUUAGAGGUAAGUCAGUAUGCCAUUGUUAUAAGUGAGAAGUUGGGUAGAUAAGAAUAGACAGAAAAUCAACUUUUAUUAAAAUGAACUGCCCGAUAGUUGGAUUGCCUACAUGACAUAAUGUAAACGUUCAGGCAUAAUUAUUACAAAAUUCAAAAUAAUUUAAAAUAGUUAUUCAAUUAAUAUCCUUACUCAACGAAAAAUUUUUUUUUUUUCUUUUUGACUUUAUGACUCAACAAGCGUCUUUGCCGUCACCAUCAGAUUAAUUUUAUCUUUCCCUAUUCUGAAUAAUGUUCUAUCAGUCUUUUACGUCAAGUGAUUUUAAGUCCUGGCUUAUCCCGUCGAACCAUCGCUUCCUUGGUCUAUCCCACAGUCUUCUCCCUCUAGGUUGGUAAUCUAUGUCAGACCUCACAGCAUUUAAUUCUUUUCUUCGCAUAGCGUGAUCAAACCAUUGCAAUUAUUGUGCCUUUAUGAAGUUGGUUACCUUUGGCUCUUUUGUAGUUUUUCGGGUUUCGACGAUUUUCCUUCUUCGCUAGUACCCAAACUUGUCAUCGCAUAUUGCACCGUAGAUCAUUCUCAAAAUCUUGUUCUCAAAAGAGGCCUAACCUUUUCUUCAUUUGCGCUGUUAUCGUACACACCUCCAAAACCAUAUAUCAGUACCGGUCUAACUGUAGCCAGACACAGUCGUAACUUUGUUCUUCUCGAGAAUAAUUCGGAUUUAAAAAACGUUUGUAACGCAUAACAGGCUUUUUCCACUUUGUGUAUGCAGCUUACUAUUUCUACGCUCCAGUCAAUCUAACCUAACGGCAAAUAAUUCAUGGUCGUUUUCCAAUAAUUUCCAUUACCCUAGCUUUUUCUUUAUUUACUGAUAAGACAAUUAUUUUCGUUAUGUUAAUUAAUGAGACUGUAUUAUUCACUACAGCUUCUUUGCUGUUUCCAAUUAGGUUUAAUUCAUCGGAAAACCCUAAUACAUCUAUUUUCGAUGCACCGACCUCUAGUGCACAUCCAUUAUUUUGUACACUUCUUAUAACCUUUUUCAAAGCUAUAUUGAAUAGCAAAAGAGAGAGUGUAUCUCCCUAUUUAAGACCAGUAAUAACUCACAAUUCUUCGGAUGUGGUUUGGUUUACCUAUAUUUGGUACUUUGUACUUUCCAUGCACAUUUGUGUUAAUAUUAUUAGUCAUUUUAAGUUUCAAAUUAGUAACAAUUUUAUUUUUUACAAUACAGUAUACACUCUUAAGUAUUAAGUUUAGUUUUGGUAUCAAGAUAUUGAAUAAAACAACUCGUUACUACUACAGUUAUAACGCGUCAAUUGACAAAUAUUCACACGUUUGUGUAAUUUUUUAUAUCACAAAAUCACAUAUUACAAUAGUUAUUUAAGAUUCUAAACGGAAUGUAUUAGUUUUAAAAUGGUGUUUACUUUUCUACUAGCGAUUUUGCUCUGAUUUUUAAUUAUAGCAUUUUUUCAGAAAAGAAAAUUGACUGGGCUGGUACUUUAGGGAGGUAAUUUUUUGAUUUUCUUGUGAGUUCUUUCGAUAAAUGGAAAAAAACGAAAAAAAACAUGGGAAAACCUGGGGGAAAACGUAGGAAAAACGGAGAAAUAAUAUAUAAUAAUACAAUAUAAUAAUACAAUAUUAAACAAAUAUUUUUAAGGAAAUAAAAAUUAUGCACAUGUUGAAAGAGCAACUCAACUCCGCUCAGAAUCGUUUUUCAUUAUUAACAGUUAAUCACAGUUAAUUAUUCGCAUUUAUUAUGAUAAAUGCGAAUAUUUAAUAACCAUUCAGUUCUACAUAUUGAAUUUUGUUUAAAAUUUAUAAAAGAAAACCAUUUAAACCGCUAAAGACGAAUAACAUUGAAAAAGUUGAAACGUUUAAUGGAAACAAUUUAUAGACAUAUAAUUUGUAUGUUUAAACGCAUAAAUUGAGUAACGUUUAAACUUCCUAUAACGUUAAACACUAAAUUGUUCAUAACGUUUGAAUUUCUUAUAACGAUAAAAAAUUUAAUUUUUUUUUUUUAUUUAAGUCCUGGUUUUUCUACGUUUUUCUGUUUUUCCCAAUUUUCACGAAAACUUAAGACAAAUUGCAAUAAUGACUUUCCAAAUGCACCAACUAGAUCCUAAAAUCGACAAAAUAAGUUUAUUGUCAUUUUUCGAUUCAAGAAGAUUUCUGGUAAAAGUUAUACACAGACACAAAAUAAAAAAAUUAAAAAUCAGUGUACAUAGUUAUACCCUCAGAAUCUAUAAAUAAAAUCUGGUAUUACUGACGAAUGUAAGGGAAGCCGGAAGGUAUGACACUAAAGGUUAUAUAGUUUAUAUAUGUAUGCACUAAUUGCUCACAAAAUACGAUUAUGAGUAAAUUUUGGUUAAACAUGUAUUAAAUUGCCGUCAAUUUUACGAUUUUCAGCAAAAUUCUUAAAAGAUCUAUGAUAAUUAGCUCUACUCUUUCCUACUACACACAACUUAUAAUGUUAAAUUGAAAUACAUUUCUGUUUUGGACAAAAAUUUCUAUAAACAUAAAUCCAAAUAAAAGCUGAAAAGAUUCGAAAAUGUUGAAUGCUUUAAAAUAGUUAAAAUAUUUAAUAAAUUACUACGCCUAUGAAUGAAUAAUAUAAAUACUAUGUAGUAAUUUAAGAUUUUUAUGAUUAUUUUAAACAAUUGCAAUAAAAAAAAACAUGACAUACUUCGCACGAUGAGUGUGUACCACUGGGAAAAUCAAAAAUUGAUCUUCCUAAAAUAUCACCCCAGUCAAAUUUCCUUUUAGAAAAUAUGCUAUACUUGAAAAUCGGAGCAAAAUGUUUGGUGAAAAAAUUGUUAAUCAGAAAAAAAAAUAAAUAUCAUUUUUAAACCAAUACAUUCCUCGCUCCACGUAGAAUUUAAAACAAAUCGAAAAUAAUGAAACUUUAACUGCCGUGUCUGAUUUUCCUGUAUUUUUGAUGGCUGUUUUCCUUAAUUAUAAUAAAAGGUAGGUACAUAGUACAUCAAAAAUAACUUUCCAAACAACGACCUUGCCAAUGCUGAUGAACCAAAGAAGAAAAUAAGCCAAAACAUUAUUGCGUAUAUUUUCCCGUCUUUUCUAAGUUUUUUUCAGUUAUUAAGAAAACUAUAAAGAUGGUAAAAAACUAUAUAUUUUUCACGAAGUAGAUCCUUAUGAACGUGACGUGUCCAUGAAUUCGGAGGAAAAUAACGAUUUGGUAAAUAUGGGAUUUAAUUUGGCCACUGGCGCUUCAACAUUUUUCGGAAAUUUGUUAAGUGAUGUAAGAGAAAAGUACAAUGAAAUUGAAAAUUCAUCCAGUGAGUACCUACCUACCGUAAAUAAUAUUUAAUAAUAAUAUAAUUCACGUACGUAUAAAAUAUUUAUGUUGUCUUUUAAAUUUUACUUGGAUGUGGCUAGUAAAACAAGUUUGUUAAUAUGAUCUAUUGCAGAAAAAUGUAUAGCACUCGAAAGUAUUAUAAUAACUGUUAAAAUAGGGCGGCGUUCAAAAUCCCGACAGUUAAAAUCCCAACAAAGUUAAAAUUUCAACAGACAAUAUCACAUCGCAGGUAUGAUAUCGACAUCCCCUGAGAUUGUUUAGGUGAUCGCCUCAUUAUGUGGUAAAAUAUUACUAGAUAAUAUCAACUUGUAAAAAAAUGUACGUUACACUUUUUGAAAUGUAUAAUUAAUACAAUUAAAUCAGUACAUCCAAUAACUCGUUAUAGUAAAAUAGCGUAUAUAUUUAAUAUAUUUAAAAAAAAAUACAAAUAUUUCAAUGAAAUACUAUGUAUUUACCUUGUAAAAAUCCAAACAAAAAUCUAUAAUAAUUAAUUUUAGUAAGUUAACUUCUUUUAAAAUUGCCUAUACAGCCUAUUCAGCCCCUACAAUAUUGUAUGAUAUGUAAUUGUCGGUUGUUUGACCAAUUCGGGAUUUUCACUAUCGAGAUUUCGACUGUUGGGAUUUCGAUUGUCAGGAUUUUGAUCCGAACCGGUUAAAAUAGACGGUCUAUUACCAUAGACGGUAUCUCGAGGUCAACAUUUUAUUUUUUUUUUAAUUGCAUUUUUAAAAGGAUAUUAUUAUUAAAUUUGUUAUCCCUUCACGCUGAUAUAUUAUACGAUCGAAAUCUUACCUUUUUUUUUGUAUUUAAAUAACAGAAUGUGACUAUUUUUCAGCUAAAUCGAGAUUUAAUUUAGUUCCGGGUUUAAUCAGAAAACCGUUAUCGUUGGGUAUGGCCGCAGCUGAUACUACUGGAGAUAGAAUAAUAAGUGUUUUUUCAUAACCGUUAUCGAUUAUUAUUUAAAAAACGUGAGAUAAUGUAAUCAAUUCUUACUUCAAUAUUGUAAGUCUAUUGUUUCAAAUUGUCUACACAUAAUAAUAUUUUGCUUUCCAACAUGCGUAUGCAAUUUUUUUAUUACACUUUAAUUAAAUAAUUAUUGUUCAAAAUAUAACUAUGACGAUUUUGUUUUGCCAUUUAUUAAAUAAACCUGUAAACGCUAUUCAAUAAGUAUAUCACAAAGCGAAGCGCAUGUCAACACAAUUAAUUAGAAAUAUGUACUGUAUAGUCAUAAAUAAUCAACAAAAACAGUUUAAAAUAUAAGAACACUUUAAAUUGAGAAUUAUAUUAUAGUCAGAAAACAAAUAAAUAUAUUUUAAGUUGUGAUAAUAUAACUAAUCCAAAAGUGUUGACCCCAGUGGAAAGCUGAAAUAGUUGCAUAGAAAAUUAUGUUAUUGUUACUUCUAUAUUUUUAUUUCCUAAAUCAAUAUUUGUUUUACAAUGUAAUAUUUGUAAUAUUUAAUAAGUACAAUUUACAAACAAUUGUAAAACCAACUCCGCAUUUUUUCAAUUAAUAGUCAACUUCUUGGGUGGGAAUGUGAAAAUAAUUUGGAAAAUUUAAGACUCCAUCCUUUAGUUUGGUCGUUAGUUAUUUAACUAUACCUACAGUGUAUAUCCCGGACAUUUUUUCCUCAGGCAUUUUUACCCAAAACCCGUUUUUCGUUAGCAAUGUGUUAUCUUUGUUUACAGACGUACAUUCCCCUCUAUGUUUUACCUUCCUAAUUUCUGAUCUACGAUUGCAGUGGCCAAACCAUCAUGCGAAAUAUGUACAUCUUUUUAAACUAUGUUAUUUAUUUUGUUAUAUUGUAAUAUUAUUUAAAGAUUAGAUCGGACGAUUAAAAUAAAACUAUACAAACUGAAUAUUCAAAUAAAUCCCUUCGUUUUGCUUUUGUUAAAUAACUUAGGUAUUUAUUAUUCAUUGAUAAUAAAAUUUACACAAUUAUAUUCCCUGACACAAACCAAUAUAAUAAUAAAUCGAAACCUAAUACUGAUUAUGGGGAAGCUAGUGUGCUACUGUUGUAUGUGGGAAUUUUAGUAGGUAGGAUAGAAAGAGAAUCAACUUUUAUUAAAAUGAACUGCCCAAUGGUCGCGUUGCCUACAUGGCACAGUGUAAACGUUCAGACAUAAUUGUUACAAAAUUCAAAAUAAUUUAAAAUAGUUAUUCAUCUAAUAUCUGUACUGAACGACAAUGCUAACGAAAAAUAAUCCUAAGCAGAGUUAAACGUGGUCAAACAAUUCUUUAAAACAAAUUACCCCGAUGUAUAAAUCAUAUAAUAAAGCAGCAGCGCCCUGAGGUUCUAUCUUGUACGCUGUACGAAUAUUGUCGAAACGGUCCAAUACGGUCGUUCGUACACAUCUUUUCAUAUACGAAGAUGAUUUGAUAUUUUGUACAACCAUACGAAACUUAGAUAUACGAAUAAUUGGAUGAUUUUGUACUGCAUUUAUAUUCGUACGUAUGACGUCAUUAUAUGAUGACGUUUAUCCGUAUUUUAAUUUCGAACCUAUACAAACAACAUUUUAAAAUUACAUGCGUAGCCUACAUCGUACCUAUAAUAGUCGUUCGUACAUGUAAUAACGGUGGUAUUAUUACGUACUAUAGGAAAACUAAUUUUAUAAAAUAAAUUCAUAUAUUAUUAUUGAGUACGAAAAGUAUUGUAUUGUUUACACUUAAAUUUUUAAAUAUAAUAAUACAUAAUAAUAAAAUAAAUAGGUACCUACAACAAAUUGUUAAAUAACAUAAUUAAAUAUUUAUCUGAAAGCGAUAGUGAAAAUAAAUACAUGGUACAAUCAUUAUGAGUUCUGAAUUCUGAAAUUAUAAUUUCAUAUAGGAUUCAAAAAUUGCAUAAUUAUAUUAUCUCGAUUUAUUACUGUAUAAUAACGUUAACUUAUGAUAAAACAGAGGUUCCAUUUAUGGUUAAAAUAUAACAAGUUUGAAGCGUAUUCAUAAUUAUUAUUAUAUUGCAAUGGUUACCCGUUUCCCGUACAGUCAUGUUAUUCUAGUGUUGUAUGCGAUUAUUUAUCAGCUUGUAUUUAUUUGCCUUUAAAAAAAAAAAAAGUCAUAAGAAAAAAGAAAUUAAAUCUGUAAGUAUUCCCGUCUUUUUUUAGUUGAAAUUCUGUUAAAGCUAUUUGUUUAGAUUUGACCUUUUGGUAAUAAAUACAUAUUUACUUUUUCUAGAUGUGCUAAAAAUUAAAAUGAUUUUACGAUACUUGAGCUAUUUUUAGACAUAUUCUUUUUGCAAGUUUUAUUAUGCAAUUUAAUAGUGCAUAUCUGUGUAUAUUCUUUUUUUUAACAAGCAGAAAUGCUGGACAAUUCAAUAGAAGAUUCAUUAUAAGUUGCACUUAGUAGUUUUUAAGUAAUACUUACUGAUAAAAAAAAUUGAAUGUAAUGUAUUUUUGAGAUUCCGAGCGUAGCGAGGGGUCUAUUGGUUUUGCAAUGCUGUUUAUUUAUUUUGUUAUAUUUUUGUUCUAGUGUGUGGACACGUUUUUUCCUAGUAAACUUACUCCGAUUUUUACGUGCAGCAACUUUCAAAGCUCAAGUUUUCUAUAUUGUAUUUUAUAUUUUUUUGAUUUUAUUUUUUGACUUCAAUAAGGGCGCUUAAGUGGGAAAAAUCGUAAAAAACUUACAAUUUCGUGAUUUCAUUAUUUUAUAAAACACGGACAACGUUUUCUACCAGGAAAAAUGAUUUAAUCGAAAAAUCAAAAGAAACCUUUUUUGUUGAUUUUUUAAUUUACAUUCCUAUGGUAUCAUUAUCAAAACUUUUAAGCCACUUUUAAGCUUUUAAAAAAUUUUUUGCUGUAAUUCGGUAAUGCAUGUAGAACUUGAAACUUGGUAAUAGUACUUAUAAUGGACUUAAUUAGACAUUAUUAAAUUUCCAAAAUCACCGGAUGACUUCUUUUUUUUUAAUAAACGCUUUGAAAUCGAAAAUUGCAAAAAAAAAAUUACGGCACUCCAAAUUAUGUAUUAUCGAACUGCGCUCGGAAUCGUCUUACUUCAAGCAAUGGUUUAUUGUUACUUACAGAUAUAAAUGAAAUAACCUUAUGUUUCCUACCUUCCCAACUUCUCACCUAAAAUAAUGGCCAUUCCCAUCCCCAGUAUCAGCUCUUUUUUAUUUUAGUUUUAAUUUUUAUACGAUGUUCACAUUGAGUUUUGGUCAGUUGAUCAGUUUUAUCAUUGUUGUUUUUAUUAUUUUUAAGACGAUUGUUAUACCUAUUAAUAUUAUUAUUACGUAUUAAAAUUGUAUUUAACUCAAUAUUUAUAAUUAUAAAUAAUAAUUUUAUAGGUAUUAUGUUUUUUUACCCCCGGACAUUUUAAUAGAACACCCGAAAAAUGGUACUGAGUGGAGCUCGGUUAAUAUUAUUGCUUUUUCAACAAUAAAUAUAUAAUAUUAUUAUAGAAAAAUGAAUAUUGAAUAAAAGAUUUAAUAAUGAAUCUUGAAACAUUUCGUAUUCACAAGAAUCUAACUAAAUUUUUGCCACAUAAUUUUUAAUUAAAACGAUUUUUAUCACAUUUAUUUAUUUUAAAUUCUUAUAAAAAAAAAAUUACGUUCAUUAAUAAAUCUUCUGUAUAAUUUUCAACCAUUUAUGUAUGGCUUAAUAAUUUUAUCCACUAAAUGCCUACCAAAUAAAAAUUACUCACAAAAUUAAAUUGUCUAUAAAAAACUCAAUAAUGACUCAAAUUCAUUUAUAGUUUUACGAUGUCAUGAAAAGGCAAAUAUAAGUUUAUUUUCCAAAUGUCUAAUCUCUAAAAAUAUAAUAUAAUUUAAUAAGUCUGAGGGGUUUGGGCCCCUACCCCCCUCUUAAAUUCUUCCCCGCUCUCAAUAUGCCAAAUCGUUAACAUUUAUUUUCAUAAAUGAUAAAAAUAAAUAAUAAAUAACGAUGAGUGUGUUUACCACUUGAUACGUCCAAGAAAAGUUUCUUUUCAAAUAGUUGUUAACACGAUUAAACGAAUUUCAUUCGGAAUUAUUUUUCGUUUACCACGAUUGAUUCAUCAUUGCGUAGAGUAUAAAAAUUACACAAAGUAUCCUAUAUUCCCAACUUGCCACCUAAACCAGUGGCCUACAAAUUAACACUGUUAAUUAUAAAAAGCGUAGCGAUGAUUUAUACCUAUAAAAAUCAACGUUUUAUAUAACCUUUAUGAUGGACCGGAUAGUAAACAACUAUAGUACUACUACGCGUGGUAUGGUUAUAGUAAUUUACUGUGUGUAUUUAUGUGUUGUGUUCGAAACAACUCUGGUAAAUAAAAUGUAUACUAAAAGUGUACAAUAUGCUCGUAUUAUUUUACGAGUACUUUACGUAGAAAUUUAAAUUUGUAUUAAAAAAAAAAAAAAACCAUGUUGAUACGCGCAUAAUAUUCAGAUGGUAUAGUAAUUUAUACGCACGGUCUAUUCUCCAUAACUUUCACGUAAAGUAGGUAAUAUUAUUAAAUUUACCUAACACAGAACACUACCGGUAAUAAGAUAUUCUUAAAGUUAUUGCGUUUUAAAUACACUAAAUUAAUUUAUUCAAAAUAAAAUAUGGUCUGCUCUGUUAAUAAAAACACGAAAACGAAAAAAACCUACACAUUUAGAGUAUUUAAAUGAGGGCCGUAUUAUACAUACGCUAUUUUUCGUGGUAAUAUUUAUGCCAUCACCUUCUUAAAAGUUCAAAAAUUUUAAAAAUCAUAAUAUCGUGAUAAUAAAACUUUUGACAUUCUUCGAAAAGUAAGUAUUUUUAACGAAUUAUUACAUUCGUUAACAAUGUUAUCAUAGAAUAUUAACAAUAAUUAUCUUUAAUAUACCUAUAUAAUUGUAUUUGUUUCUUUAUUAUAUAUUUGUACUAAAAUGUGUUAAUACAGUGUGCCUAUUAAAUUUUAAUUUCCAUUAGGUCCUGCACAUUACGUUAUAGAUAUCUAUACGGUCGUAUUUAUUUCACAUAAAUACAAUUGUGUAGGAUAUGUAGAUAUAAUUUUUAAAAUAAAAGCAAACCGAAGAAUCUGUUAUAGUUAAAAUUGUUGUGUAUUUUAAUUUUCUUCAAAUUUUGUGACAAUUUUUUAUACAGAUAAUUUAACACGGGUACAGUAAUUAGACGUGUUAUUUUCGGUAUUUUAAUUUAAAUGCAUGAUAGAUAAGUAUGGACAUAGAUACAGUAUAGUGUAGUAUAUUGUAUUCUUUAAUUUAAAAAUGUAUUUGUAUUCGUAUAACUUGUAUUUGAUUCCCUGUUUUAACAUUUCUUUACGUUAAAAAACAAAUGGAAUUUUAUAUUUCAAAAAGUGUUCGACGGAAGGGAAACUAAUAUCUCCGUAUCGCCAUCACUGUUAAUUAUAAAUGGAAUAUAGUAUUCAAUUAUAGAGAUAUUAUGAAAUAUAACAUAGAUACAUUGAUAAAAUGCAAAGCACGUUGUACAUAUUAUUUUCAGCAUAAUCCCUCUCUUUGAAAAACAUAACUAUUACCAAUUUAUAGUGUAUAAACAUUUUAAUUUUAUCAUAGUUCAUGGUAAAAUAAAUUAAUACACAAACUCUAGUGGGCAGUUAUAUUUAUAAAUCAUUAGUAAUAUUACAUUAUGGAAAAAGUAUCGAUUAAGCCGAAACGAUUAAUAUGAAUGUAAAUUAUUCAGUUUUAGAAUUUAUACAAUGCAAUCAAUUAUCUUCAAGCCGAUAUAUUUAUUUGCAUGUAUGCUGCUUGUGAGUACUAUUAUAUAAUACCUACUAGAUUAUUGUUAUCAUUACAAAUAUAAAAAAAAAAAAAACAUUUUUUUUUUUUUGCAGGUUUCACGUAUUAGUGCUAAUAGUGAGUAUCGAUGCUCGUUUAUAAAUAAAUAAAUCAAUAUAAUAAUAUAAUUAUACAUAAGUAAUGUGAAAUUAAUGUAUUUACUAAUAAAACAUAAUUUAAAAUCCGCACAAAAAUGUCAUAUCCCAAUAAAACAUCGUUUUAUCAUUAAUUAAAAAUUAUCUACAUUAUCUACAAAUUGUAAUGCACAGAUGAAUCAAAAUUGACCGACAACAAUGGUGUUUAUGGAGAACGACUUCCUCGGGAAAAUAUAACACCCGGUAAGUAGCACAGGUACCCAACAUCGAAAACAUAGAAAACCGUUGAAUGUAUGGUUGUUUUCAUCUGUAUAAUUUUGAAACAUUGUUUAAUGUCGUUUGAAAAAAAUAUCGAUUUUAACAUACUUUCUUUGUUUAAAAACAGAAAAUAUGACAAGUAUUAUAAUUGAGAACAAUUCAUGUAAUAUUAUUUUUUUCAACAGAGGGAACUUUUAUUUUAUUUAACUGGUUGAUGAAUAUUCCGUUAUUAAACCUGAAUCAUAGAAUGGAAAUUGGUAAGUUCAUAAGAAAUCGAUUUUAGGAAAUAAAAAAAAACACCCAUAGGUAUCAAUGCUCCAUCACUAGAGAUUAAUUUUCAAUUAGUUGCCGGUACAAUAUUUCAUUUUUUUUCAAAUAAUAGGUUUAAAUUUUAGUGACGGAGCACUGCUGCUUAAAGGUUGCUCACUAGUGUUUAUAAUUUUGUAUAUUAUUACAAAAUUAUAUGAGAUGUUCUAUCGUGUUCGACGGAUUUUCUACAGCUGUUAAUAUUUAAUUUUUAAAUUUUUUUUCAAUCUGCGUUUUUGGAGGGUAUAAAUAAAAGACAUUUUCUUAUUAUUUAAUUUUUUCAAUUCUACAGAGAAGCUGUUUAAAACGAGACUUCCAUAUAAAACAGCUGUUGCUAAAAAUUUAUUGGUCUGAUGUGAAAAUUUUAAACAUUUUGUAAAGCAAAUAAUUAAGUUAUUUGGGGAGGAGGGUGAAAAAGGGAUGAAAAUAACAAUUUUCUCUGAAUAGAUGCUUCAAAGAAUAACAAAUUGAAUGUAAAUGGCUCUAGACAAAUUCGUUGAACACAAUAGGAUACCCUGUAAUAUGUACUUAAAUAAAUUAAAUUUGUGUUUAUUUAUUAUAAAUAAUUACUAGAAAUCGAUUAACCACGUCUACCUCCUACACAACUUCUACUUCACGGUCUAAUACCCUACUUACUUUCCAAUAAGAAGGAUUAUAUAAUCUUCCGGUAACGAUAAGGUAUUAUACAAAAAAAAGUUCAUUCAAAUUUGUAAAAUAGUUUUCGAGACUUUUGCUAAAACAUACGGUGGGAGCAGGAGUUGGCAGUUAAAACUAUCUAAAGAGAAAUGCUCAACAAAUCAACUAUUUGUAAAUACAAAUUUUAACCCCAUUAUUACUUUGAUGAGCAUCUUAGGGUGUUUAAAUACCAGUAUUUUCUGUGAAAACAUAAAACUUGAAUCUUAAAAUAGUUAAGAAGAGCACACCUGUGAUACAUGCAUCAACAGUUCAUAUCUCUAGUUUUAUUUGGAGGAGUCUAUAAGAGUGUAAAAAUCUGAAAAAAACACCGCCCUCGAAAUCAACAAUUUAUGUCUUCAAUCCUUAUAUAUAAAGGUAUAAUUUUAAAAAAAACUCAUAUUUUCGAGUUUUAGUUUAUUUGAUCCUGGAGGAGCCACUAAAUCAUUAAAAUGCAUCAGGAUAAAGGUAUACCAAUAUAACAAACAUAACAUACAAUGUUGAGUCAUAAUUUUGGGGAAAAAUUGACAAAAAAUAAUAUACUUCCGAGGCGAAUAAACAUCAUUAUUUUCAAUAGGUACAAAUGGAAACGAUGAACCACAUAUUGGGGAAUUAAUCAAACACGGUAAAGAAGACCCACAAUUAAUCGAAAAGAUCUGCAGUAAGAAAAAUGAUUUAACCUAAUAAUUGCCUUUUACACAAUAAUCAACAGUGGAAAGUUCAAUGCAUACUUUUAUCUAAAUGCUUAAUUUGUCUAGUACAUAUGAUAUUAUUAUUAUUAAACAAAUAAUUAACAUAUUUCGAACAUAUAGAUGGGAACCCUGAGUUGUACGUUUGGUGGAAGGAAAGCCCCAUAUUUAAUCUCAGUCUAAAUAAAGUAACAAGUACGUUCGGGUAAAAUUAAAAAGUGUCCGAAAAAAAUAAUUCUAUUAUAUUAUUAUAUUAUUGUACGACAAACUAACAUUAUUAUUCUUUUACUAUUCUAUACACAGUCGCAGACAAUGAUGAGGAAACCAAGGCAUUCAGAGGUAAGGGGUAUUAUUUUUUAAUCGUUUAUUAUAAAUGCAGUAAUACUUCUGUUAACUUCUGGUCACCUCUAAAAAACGGUAACCUCUAUAUAACGGUCUAUUUUUUUUUGAUCCCGUCAAAUAUUAUGCCUCUAUAGCAGUGGUCUUCAAUCUUUUUGGACUCACGACCCACUUUUUUAGGUAUACAUUUUUUGCGACCCACGUAAGGCCGAUCGCACACCUAAAGAAAAGAAAAACAUUUGUAGAAAAACAAAAGUUUUUUUUUAAAUCAAAUUUAAACGAAAAAAAAAUUACAGUACUUCAAAGUAUGUAUUACCAAACUGCGCUUGGAAUCGUCAAGCAAUGGUUUAUCAUUCCUUAUAGAUAAAAAUGAAAUAACCUUAUGUAUCCCACCUCUCCAACUUCUCACCUAUAACAGUGGCCGUCCCCAUCACCAGUAUUAGCUCUGUGUUUUGUUUUUUUAAUGUGAUUUAAUAGAAAAUAAACGUACAGGUCUAAUUUUUGCAAAAUACGUAUAUUGGCCAUUUUCGGACGUGAUAAUAUAUUCAGAAUAUUUUGGAAAUUUGUUUAAUUAUUUGUAGGCAUUUUAUUUUUUCGAAUUUUUCGUUUUUAUCUGAUUUAUAAGGAUAAAUUUACUUUAGCCGAGCAGAAAUGUUUGAAAAUUUUACUCGAGGUUCUUCAUAAGUUGUAAUAAUAAAAACGUUUUUCUAAACAUUAAAAUUUUAAAUUUUGACGAAAACUUUAUGUAUCAUACCUUCCGAACAUCCCAUCUAUAACAGUGGCACCUUUAUCAGUGGUAUCAAUUAUUUUAAAUAUAAACAUUGUACAACAAAGUAUACAUUUCUAACUUAAGAUUUUGAGUAAAAUGAGAUACUUCCUAAUUUUUCUAAGAUAAGUGUUUUAUUUUUCAUGAACUUCACUUUUUUAGUUAGUAAAAAUGUUCAAUUUUUUUUUAUACAGUACGGUAAAAUAUUUUAUUUUUUUCAUGGUGAUAUUUUACUUGACACAUUUUUCUAAUUCCCGAAAGUUUUUUUUAGAAAAUUAAUAAAACUGAUAACAAAUUACAAUUUAUCGGUUGGUUUUUAUUUCUUUAUAUUUGAACACCUUCAAAACUACCGCUUUAGAUAUCUGCGAAGUAUGUUUGAGUUUUAUCGACUAUAUAGCCAAAAUAAUCAAUAAGUUUAAUCUAUGAGAUUAUUGAAAUAACAAUAUAGUAACUAAUUUUUGUAUUUUUUAUUAUUAUAGAGUUGAAUUGAGACGAAUUGAAAACUCUGUACGUGAAGCAAAUAAAUAUAUAUCUCAGUUUAUUCAUAUUUAACAUGGUUUUGCUUUAGCAUAAUAUUAGGUAUUAACUCCUAUGCUACAUUUCGUGCGUUUAAAAAAAAAUGUAUAUAUAAGUUUCAUAAUUCACAGUUAAAAUAAUAUUAUUUUAUUUUUAUUUAUAUUCUUACUUCAUAUUAUGAUCAAGCCCUAAUUUACGCAGAUGCAUAAGGUGCACAAACACAAGGCACCCACGUUCCCUGUUCCACUAUAUAAAAAAAAAUUGUACUCUUUUAUAUUUUAUUGAUUACUUUAUAUUUUAAUUAAAAAAAUAAUAAAUCAAUAAAUUAUUGAUAAGUGUUGAAUAAAUAAUUAUUAUAUGUAUCAGAAUGUUAAAAUUUUAACGAAAUUCUGAUUAGACAAGAUUCUGAGUGUAGUGAAGAUGCUUAUGGUUUUACUAUCGUUUUUAUUUUAUUUUUUUUUUUUUUAUUUGUGAACAACAUUUAUACCAAAAAUGUUAUUUCAAUUCAUAAGUGUAGUACUUUUUUUGAAAGGAAAUUUGACUGGGGAGGUACUUAUAGGUGGUAAUUUUUUUAUUACCCUAUAAGCCUAAUAAAUGGGAAAAACCGGAAAAAGACAUGGGAAAACCGGGAGAACGGAAAAAUAGGUACAAUUAUUAAAGAAAAUGUUUAAUGCAUAAGCAAUUAUUUUACCAUAAUAUAUUAUUUUUGACAAAUCAACACUUUCAAAUGAACUCCACUCAGAAUCAUUUUUUUCAUUAGUUGAUUCAGUCAAUGGUUAAUCGUUGCUUACAGAUGUACAUUAAAAUUCCGUCUGGAUCCUACCUUCCCAACUUUCCACCUACAACAACAACUGCUGCACUCAAGUUCAUAGUAAUUUAAUUGAAUUAUAUUAUAUUUAUCUAUUAUACUUUGCUCUUAAACGUAAAAAAACUUGAAUCCGAUUUUCUUCAAUUAAAAGAAAACUUAUUAAUUGUUUUACCGUUACCGGCCAUCCAUCAUUCGAAAACUUUAUUGGUGAAUUUGCAAAAAAAAAAAUUACAAGCAUAAAAAUGCUUAUAGAAAUCAAAUUAAAAAGUAAAAUUGUUAUUUAUAAAUAUAAGUUUAAUAUAAUUUAAUGAAUUGUAUAUUUUUAUUAUAAUCUACCUUUUAAAUUUAUAAAAAAAAAUGUUGUUUUUAAUUUCUACUGAUUUCUUUUUUAUUUCAAAUACGGUACCGAAAAUGUGUAGUGCACAAGGUCUCUGUUUUUUUUAAAUUAAGCCCUUAUUAUAAUAAAUAAAUGAUCCAA